AAUAAAGAAAAUCCAAACACAAAACCCAACUGGAUCGAGAAAAGAUUCAAAGAAAUCGACCGACUUUACAGAGAGGUUUACGUUUACUAUACUCUUAUUCUUUGUGAAAUUGUAGGUAUAGAAGAAGUCGGUUCAUCCAAUCUGAAUUCAAAUUCGACGCUUUCGUCGCGAUCAUUUUUAAAGUCAAUCAGUCGUUUGAUUGAAAACCGCGUGUUUUGAUUAAGAAACAAACAUUUGGUCUCAUGUUUGAUUCAUCGAUCUAAGAAGAACUUCAAAGCAAAACGAACUAGCAUAAAUUAUAUUAGUUUUUAGCAAUGGCGGAUCUGCUUAGAAGGUCUGGAUUACAAGGAGUCGGCACAUGGUUAAACAAGAAGGUCGUCGAGCCCUUUGUGGAAAUCCUUAGCAGGGGAGCAGAGCCUAAGCAAUUGGCAUUCUCUACAGCUCUUGGCAUUACAUGUGGAGUGUUUCCAAUUGUUGGAGUGACUAUGUUUCUCUGUGUAUUGGCAAUAGCAGUGCUUGGAACUUCUAUCAAUGCUCCCACUGUGAUGCUAGCCAAUUUUGUUGCUACUCCAAUAGAACUAAGUUUGAUGAUAGUGUUCUUACGCUUUGGUGAAUAUCUCACGGGUGGAGAUCAUUUCUCUUUAACCUCCGAUGCUUUAAAGAAGGUAUUGACCGGAAAAGCUUCAAAGGAGAUCCUACUAAGCAUUGCUCACGCGUUGUUGGGGUGGUUCGUUAUGGCCCCGUUUAUCUUGGGCAUAUUAUAUGUUGUAUUAGUACCGUGUUUCACCAUGUUGGUGCGCAAGUUUAGUACGGGUGGGUUGAGCCCAAAGAAGGAUGAUGCACCAUCUUACACUGAAGUAAUGCUUAAGGACAACGAUAUAUCCGCUCAAGGUUGAUUUUUGGCAAUUCCAACUGGGGUAUGCCACUUUGGCCCCAAGAAGUAUCAUGUGACAGCGACAUGUUUGGAUCAUGAAACUUACAAUGUUAGCAAGUACUUUGGGGGACCUCAGAUUGUGAGUCAGUGUUGAACUUGAAGUCGGGUGUGUUAUUCGUGUAAACCACCAAUUGGCAUUGAGAGGCGACAUCGAUAUAUAAGUUUGUUGGUUAUCUAGAAAGUUGUCAAAAAUUGAAUUAGGAUUGUAAGUAAUGUUGGUGAUAGCAUAUUGAAGUAAUUAAAAUGAAGCAAAUGAUCAAAGGAAUGUUUAUAGGAUUUAGUGAGAAGCAAUUGGAGAUUAGGGGUGUAAAUGUGUAUGUAUGUAUAAAGGCAAGCUCAGAAUAAAUGUAAAUGUGUUUUCUCCUGUUCAUAAAA
Lactuca sativa (garden lettuce) is the source of this 1309-nucleotide messenger RNA. RefSeq lists its product as uncharacterized. Gene Ontology annotation, cellular component: intracellular membrane-bounded organelle. Lineage: Eukaryota; Viridiplantae; Streptophyta; Magnoliopsida; Asterales; Asteraceae. The record is from RefSeq and is a predicted model, not a curated record.